UGAGAGGGUCUCCUGGGUCUAGCUUCACUGCAGUGUAGAGAAGGGUACGGCGGCUGUUUUAGUACGAUGCGCUGAAGGAUGGUGCACCAGGAGAAACGUGUUUACCAGGCCCAGAGGAAUGAGAGAGAGUCCAUCAGGCAGAAACUUGCCCUUGGCAGUUUCUAUGACGACGAGCCAGUCAUCUAUACCAGCUGCAGCAAGAACGGCCCGUCCUCCCGGCUGCAGGGUGGGGUGAACCUGCAAGUGUGUUUUGUCAAUGACAGCAGCAGUGACAAAGACAGUGAUGCUGAGGACAGCAGGACAGAAACCAGUCUGGACACACCGCUGUCCCCUGUGAGCAAGCAAAGCUCUUCGUUAUCGGACCGGGACACGGCAGAGGAGGACUCAGACCCCUUAGAUGACUGCAGCGGGUUCUGGCGGGUGCAGCGGAGACUGCAGGAGGAGGCCCGGGUGGCGUUGGCUCUAGCUCGACCCAUGGCUCGCAUGCAGGUGGAGGUGGAGAGGCAAAUCCAAGUGCACAGACGUUCACCUGUGGCUGACUUGCUUCCCCAUUUGCCUCACAUCAGCGAGGGUUUGAUGAAGAGGAAUUUGAGGCGAGGAGACAUGAGGGACAUGAGUCUUGGACAGCUGCAAGUCAUCACGAAUGACUUACACUCACAGAUUCAGAGUUUAAAUGAGGAGCUGGUGCAGUUGCUGCUGAUGAGGGAUGAGCUCCAUGUGGAGCAGGACGCCAUGUUGGUGGACAUAGAGGACCUCACCAGGCACGCUCACAGCCAUCAGCGGCACCAGGCAGAGAAAGCUGUCUCUAAAUAAAACACCCUUGUCUUCACGUCUGUCUCUCUGCUCUUCAUCCAAGCGCUUCAUGGACUGUCACCAGUGUUACUAAGGAAACUCCAUCCGUGCUAUUAACACACACGUAAAGUGGUGCACCGCCGGAUGUUGUCGAAGGACCGAGGUGGCCAUUGCUGUCGGUAUGGACACAGCUGACUUUGUGCAGGCUUUUCACUUCCACUCAGCAUGAUUAAUCAAAGCAUAUUUCACAGAAUUAGGGGAAUCCUCUUGACCUAAUUCCGUCCCUAACACUGAUUUACCUCUAUGAUUUUGCACAUUACACUCAUGUAUGUUAAUGCUGGGUCAGAGGGAGCGCCUGCACACCUUGUUUCUCACUUGUCACAGAGAGGAUGAUGACUUUCAGGGCUCGCACCUGACUGAAAUGAAGAUUAAUUAACUUUGUCUUUUGUUUGUCUCUAUAGUGAUCAAGAAGAUUUAUCCGUUCUUCUGUAGAUAUGCCCCACUCACCCGUUUAAUCUUUCUUUCACUAAUAGCACCGUGUCAUCGCUGUUUAACACUGGAAUUCACUAUUAAACAUCUACUGUCUGAGCUGUUGCAGCAGAAAAUGAUGAACAGUCUGUAUCCGUGCUUGCCUGCAGCUUAGUUUCACAGGUUGUCUACACGCUUCACAGAGAUCUUGUAAAGAUCAUUUAGACACAAAAUUGGAAUUAACAGUUUCCACCUGCUUUAAAUAUGUGUUAAGAGCUAUAUGAGACAACAUUUUGAACUUUAUCUAGACAAAUUUGUAUUUGUUAAAUGUGGAGAUACUUGAUACAAUAGACAAAAUGACAAGACGUGGGUUCAAAAACUAUUUUGGGUUAAUAUAUAGGGAUAGAGGACGCAAAAAAUGGAGGCACAGCCUCUUAGUAAAAAUAUGCAACGUGAUUUUUGUUAUGCUCAAUUUACCAAUGCUAAAAAAAAAAGUUUAACAUAAUAAAAAAUGUAACACAAAUAUAUUAAUAAACCACUGCCUAAACACAUAUUUAUUUUAUCUGUUUAAAAGGUUUAUGGACAUACUGUAUGUAAAUGUUAAAAGAUACUUUAUUAAA
Molecule: messenger RNA, 1880 nt
Organism: Xiphias gladius (swordfish)
Lineage: Eukaryota; Metazoa; Chordata; Actinopteri; Istiophoriformes; Xiphiidae
Product: schwannomin-interacting protein 1-like
Exons: 7
Coding region: 79-813 (244 amino acids)
Biological process (GO): positive regulation of hippo signaling
Cellular component (GO): cell junction; plasma membrane
Source: RefSeq, a predicted model, not a curated record